Molecule: messenger RNA, 523 nt
Organism: Monopterus albus (swamp eel)
Lineage: Eukaryota; Metazoa; Chordata; Actinopteri; Synbranchiformes; Synbranchidae
Gene: s100a11
Product: S100 calcium binding protein A11
Exons: 3
Coding region: 97-360 (87 amino acids)
Cellular component (GO): perinuclear region of cytoplasm
Molecular function (GO): calcium ion binding; transition metal ion binding; calcium-dependent protein binding
Source: RefSeq, a predicted model, not a curated record
UAUUUCAGGAGGUGAUGUGAGAGUGGACAGACAAGGUUCCUGGCACCAGCUGUAAAAUAUAGUAUCUCCAUACAUCAGUUCUCAGUACCGACCAUCAUGGAAGCUGCUAUCUCCACCCUCAUCACCGAGUUCAAGAAGUACGCUGGGAAAGAUGGAUCCUCCAGCACCCUGAGCAAAGACGAAUUCCAGAGCCUGGUGAGCUCUCAGCUAUCCCACUUUGUCAAGAACGCCAGUGAUCCUGGGACCAUUGACCAGCUCAUGGGCUCACUGGAUGAAAACAACGACGGGGAGCUGACUUUCACUGAGUUCUGGCAGCUGAUUGGAAAAGUGGCCUGCCAACAGGGUUGCUUUAGUCAGUAGAGCUCGCCUUCCUCUGUUGCUUUUGGCUUUGAGCCGAUUGUGCAACACCAGUCAACUUAGUUUAAGCUGUCCAGCUCUAAACUCAAAACCAUUUGAAUUCUUUAAUCACUUCACCAGUGCCACAUGUAACCACAUAGUUAACCAUUUGCUGAAUGCAGGGAAC